This is a messenger RNA of Hyposmocoma kahamanoa, 510 nucleotides long. RefSeq lists its product as uncharacterized. The coding region runs from base 1 to 510 and encodes 169 amino acids. Lineage: Eukaryota; Metazoa; Arthropoda; Insecta; Lepidoptera; Cosmopterigidae. The transcript has a single exon. The record is from RefSeq and is a predicted model, not a curated record.
AUGUCUGAACCAGCAAUUAACGCCCUGGAAAAAGGAUUAAAUUUCGCUCCUACCCCAACGCGCAUUCCAAUUGAAAAAGUCAUAUGUGGUGUUGAAGAAGCCAUUGUGUGUAAUAGGGUGCCAGCUAGUGAUGCUGAAACCUUACGUCAAGACGUGGCUAUAGCCUGGCGACACGCUCAUCUACCACCAAAAAACAUGAGUACUCAGGAACUGAUGGGUGUAAAAGAACUUAGGGCUGAUACAACAAUUAUAGUUCUAAAGGCAGACAAGGGAAACGCCACUGUGAUUAUGGACGCUGAAGAAUACGACCGUAAAAUAAAAGCUUUACUGGAGGAUGGCAUGACAUACAACCCGACUGCCAGAGUGAAACGACAGACGUAUGCCAUUAUUACUGAAUGUAGGAGCGCUAUCCCAGUUGAUAUUGAAAAACAACUGCUACGUCCUCGUAUCGUCCAACCGCCGAGACUUUAUGGUUUGCCAAAGAUCCACAAAACUAACGUACCAUUAUGA